Messenger RNA from Coregonus sp. 'balchen', 8032 nucleotides. The record is from the annotation of a GenBank genome assembly. NCBI's taxonomy places the organism in Eukaryota, Metazoa, Chordata, Actinopteri, Salmoniformes, Salmonidae.
CCUUCCAUUUUUAAAGACAGUUAUUUUCAUUGACAGAGCGGCCACCAGAGUAUCUGGUCAAUAUAAUGGAUAAUCUGUGAUGAAAUUCAUUUUUCACAGUUGGUGAUGGCGGAUGUUGUCGAAAUCGACACCAUGAAGAAUUACCACAUAGCCUUUGAGAGAAUAGACCCAGAUACGAGCCGUUACCCCUACUGUAUCGUGUGGACACCUAUCCCCGUGCUAUCGUGAGUUCCCGGAGUAAACAUGCAUGUCUACUUUGUUUUGCGCGUGAUCAUAAUGGGGCGAGUUAUUGGUGACAGCUCGGAAACUAACGUUAUCUAGCUGGCUAGCCAGUUGCUAUCUCGGUUAGAAAUGCCGAUAUGUUCCAAAAAAAUUGUCUAAUUUAAAACGGUGACUUUCCUUUUUCGACGGACUCAGUCAGGGACAGUUGACAGCAUAGCCCCGUGGCUAGUUAGCCUUUGCUGGCUUCGUAAAAAGGCACACAGGCUAACUAGGUUACAAUAACGUUAGCUACAUGGCUACAAAAUAAUUAAUCCAACCAGCUGGCUUUGUAUCAAAGUGGCUUGAAACAAUCUAUCGGUUUCAGCGAAGCAAGUCGCUACAUUGUGUCAAAGCCACGAGCUGCUACAGUUGUUCAAAGUGACGUCAUCUUCACACACAGGUUGUAGGCUGCUGUAUCAUUGGCAUUUUGCACAUUAUACGUUUUUAUCAGGCUACCAAAACAAAAUGGGCUAAUUUCUAUGGUUUAGCUGUUUCAAAACAGAAAUGUAUUUCAUGAAAUCACCAGUUAUUUAGUCUACCUGUUAGCUAUAUUUAAAUAUGAUUGUGGUGUAGUGUUGUAGGGAGUGUAUUUUGGAUCAAGGAGGAGACUGAUACAGAAUGUGUACUUAAUGGAACCCUAUUCCCUUUGGCUCUGGUCAAAAUGUGUGCACUAAAGAGAAUAGGGUGCCAUUUGGGGCACACAGACAGUGCUCACCACCUGCUUUUUACCCAACAACUCACCUGCCCCACAUAACAUCUCACUGCUUAGUAUUUAGGUCGGCCCGACUGCACUGCACUCUCUCCAGGAAUCCUGUGAGAUUAAUAUUGGAUCAGGCAUUAUCUAGGAUGCCUCAUCUGUGCUGUGCCUCUCUCUCCUGCACCAUUUCACUGUUGCAAAAGAACAUCCCUUGAAUGCAUAAUAGAAGGGGAUCACUGGUAUAAACCAAUCAUAUGAAUAUGCUCUAGUGGGCUGCCAGAUUUAUGAGCAUUUCUCAAGAGUUCAACAUUCACCUUUUGCUACUAUUUCUGUCAAGUCUACGAAUACAAUUUCAUGCAUACGUUGGAUAAAUCCAACGUAUGCACCACACACAACGCACUGCAACUGCCUCAGCAACGCAAUGCUGCAAGGCAAACGCAGCGUUUCAUUUGAAAUGAAUGUACUUCUGGUGUACUAAAAUGCAUUGACGCUGUCGGUCUGAUUGAGGCAUUAGGGUUAGUGGCCGAUACACUGCCCUGUCUGUUAAUUUAAUCAGUUGGGCUUUAUCCCACCUUGGAACUGGAGAGAACCUUUGCUUUGAAAGUCAUCCACAGUGAAUACAUUGUUGUGUAAAUCACAAAGAACUCAACAAUUAGUUAUUUGUUUUAUUUUAUUGUGACAGUAAAGCAGACUAUUAUUUGACCUUUUAAUGUCUAUUUAAAUCAUAUUAUUCGUCUUAUUCAGAUGGCUGCUACCAUUCAUUGGACACAUGGGAAUCUGCACCUCUUCUGGUGUCAUCCGGGACUUUGCUGGGCCCUACUUUGUCUCUGUGAGUACUUCUGUUCUACCUCUCCUCUCUUCUUCUGUUCUUUCUUUCCUCUUGUGUUCUUCCUCUCUUAUGUUUUUUUUUCUCUCUACCCUCUUUUUCUUUUCUUUCUCUGAAGCGGCUGAAGGAAAUUGACCCAGAUAAUUUGGUUGAAAUCCUGAUGGGACUAGACACACUACACACACUAGCAUAGAUUUAGGGCCCAUUUCCCGGACCCAGAUUAAGCCUACUCCUGUAGAUUAAUCUUGGUCGGGGGGAAACCGCCCGUCACUGUUCCAGGAUGUUGAGCUUCGUCUGUAAUACUUGUUAUACCCAGACCUCAUAAGAGUUGGUGAACAGAUUUGGGAACAGGCAAGUAUAAAUCGGAAGAACUGGCUUUAAACCACAUUGAAAUAUCUCUCGGCUGCCUGUAGUGAACUAUAGAUUUAUAUACAGUGCAUUCGGAAAGUAUUCAGACCCCUUUACUUUUUCCACAUUUUGUUACGUUACAGCCUUAUUCUAAAAUUGAUUAAAUACACAUUUUCCUCAUCAAUCUACACACAAUACCCCAUAAUGACAAAGCUAAAACAGCUUCAUAGAAUCUUUUGCAAAUGUAUUCAAAAUAAGAAACAGAAAUACCUUAUUUACAUAAGUAUUCAGACCCUUUGCUCUGAGACUCAAAAUUGAGCUCAGGUGCGUCCUGUUUAGAGCUGUCCCCGAAAGUCGUCUGUCCAAUUGGUCAACAUUUUUAAACUGUUUAUUUUUCUCCAUAUAUAGACACACCCUAUAAGUUUUAAUAAAAUUAACUGCAGAGAAGAAUGGGAGAAACUCCCCAAAUACAGGUGUGCCAAGCUUGUAGCAUCAUACCCAAGAAGAUUCUAGACUGUAAUCGCUGCCAAAGGUACUUCAACAAAGUACUGAGUAAAGGGACUCGACUGGGGACUAGGUUUCAAGAGUAGGUGUGUGUGUGUGUUUGCUCACUAUUACAUUGGCCUGCCUGGGAGAACUUGUCAGGGACAUAUAAGUCCCUUCAGGGAUCAAUAGAGAGUUCAAUAUGGUCUGUUAACUCUCUGAAGCUCCCCUAUAAGCACACUGUGUUGGCCCCAAAAAGAAAAUCCAUUCUUUGGGAUUGCUAAAUUGAAAAAAAGUAUCUAUACCCAUAGGAUUACCCUGGUCUGUACAGGGAUAAGAACUAGAGACCAAACCCCUCCCCCUCCACUUUCUCCAGCGUGAGCUUUUCUAAAUGUUAGUGUAAUAUUUGUUGUAGCUCGGGGAUGGGUACAUGGCGGCUGCGGCCCCCCUUUGUAGGCCCGCUGAUCAAUUUCCAAAAGCGGGGUUGGGGGGUGGGGGGACUCAGUCGGGGUCUCAACUUACUGUUGAGCAUUAGAAUAGUAGAAUGCUAUAGUUGUGCAUCAGCAGUUUUUAUCUUGCUAUGUCAGUCACUGACAGUCACUCAAUUAGCCAUGUCAGCGAAAAACAUUUUUCUAGCCAGCUAUCUAAACUUGUAGUAAUCAGGAUCGAAUUACCGACUGGGUGGCCCCAUUGAUUCACUUAGGGUCCCCAAAAGUCUAGGGCCGGCUCUGACUGCAUGUGUGGGUAUGCAGACCAGCUAGCCACUGCGGUCACUCAGUGGAGGCUGCUGAGGGGAGGAUGGCUCAUAAUAAUGGCUGGAAAGGAGUAUAAUGGCUGGAAUGGAUUGAAUGGAAUGGUAUCAAACGCAUGAAAACCAUGUUUGAUACCAUUCCAUUCACUCUAUUCCGGCCUCCACUGAUGAGUUCAGAUUUUGUGGCCCCCACCCCAGUCAAGGUUGCCCAUCCCUGUUCUAGCUAGACAACUUGCUCUCUUUGUGGUGUUUGGAAGAUCCCAGCUGUAAGCUUUGUAACUGUUCACUAGUUUUAAUGGCCUCAGUGGGAAUUCCAUGAUCUGAUACACCUCUACCCCCUGUCCAUGUUUUGUAUUCCACUCCCAGCCAGCCUGGUUGGCAGAAUCAUAAUAAAAUAGGUUUAUAAACACAGAGAUCCUAUAUGUAAUUAUAUGUUUCUAACACUCAAGGGUCUUUCAUGGUUAAAUAAAUAAAAUACAAAUAAAUUAGGACAGUAAGUGAAACUGCCCCAGGGGACAAUUAGUGGGGUAAACUGUAACACGCACACACACCAAUGCCAGGCUAGCACCUCCUCUGCUUCCUGUAGCACUUCAACACCUUAUAUGGUUUGUUGUUGAUAUCUACUGAAUUUAUUAACAUUAAGAUACCCCAAAAAGUGUGCUUUAGGGUGAUUUAACAUUUGUUUUUGCAUCAUUCAUUAGGCUUGAUAUAAUGAACGCAUUGCCAUUUAUAUUGCAUAUUAUUUUCUUUGUGUUUUAUUGCAGGAAGACAACAUGGCCUUUGGGAGACCAACAAAGUAAGUAAAUGGAAUGUUUUUACAUUUACAUUUUAGUCAUUUAGCAGACGCUCUUAUCCAGAGCGACUUACAGUUAGUGAGUGCAUACAUUUUCAUACUGGCCCCCCCGUGGGAAACGAACCCACAACCCUGGCGUUGCAAGCGCCAUACUCUACCAACUGAGCUACAGGGGACUGUGUUUUGAUUCUUAUCCUGAUGACUGAAAUAUUUAUUAUCCUCUUCAUGGUCAAAUCAGUAGAGGGAUAUUAAAACCUCAGCAUCUUUUCUCAACAUACAGUGGGGUCUGACAUUAUUGACAGCCUUGAUAAAGAUGAGCAAUAAUGACUGUAUAAAAUAAAUCAUUCAUACUGGGCUAUAUUGUAUGCAACAACAACAAAAAAACGUGAAAUUCUAUUAUUUUAUACUAAUACAAUUAGGAUAAUCCUGAAUGAAUCGUGAAUUAUGAUCAGUGAGAAAGUUACAGAUAGUCAAAGAUCAUACCCCGAAGACAUGCUAACCUCCCCUGUUAUUGUAAUGGUGAGAGGUUAGCAUGUCUUGGGGGUAUGAUCUUUGAACCUCUAACUUUCUCAUGAUUACUCACGAUUCUUUCAGAAUUAUCCGUAAUCAUGGUAGCAUCCACAUUUAAUGUAAAUCAAAUCUAAAUUGAUUUGUCACGUGCGCCGAAUACAACAGGUGUAGACCUUACCGUGAAAUGCUUACUUACAAGCCCUUAACCAACAAUGCAGUUUUAAGAAAAAUAAGAGUUAGAAAAGAUUUACUAAAUAAACUAAAGUAAAAAAUAAAAGAGCAACAAUAAAAUAACGAGGCUAUAUACAGGGGAUACCGGUUAGUCGAGAUAAUAUAGGUAAUAUGUACAUGUAGGUAGGGGUAAAGUGACUAUGCAUAGAUAAUAAACAGCGAGUAGCAGCAGCUUUAAAAAGUGGGGGGUCAAUGCAAAUAGCCAUUUGAUUAGCUGUUCAGCAGUCUUAUGGCUUGGGGGUUGAAGCUGUUAAGAAGCCUUUUGGACCAAGACUUGGUGCUCCGGUACUGCUUGCCGUGCUGUAGCAGAGAGAACAGUCUAUGACUAGGGUGGCUGUAGUCUUUGGCAAUUUUUAGGACCUUCCUCUGACACCGCCUGGUAUAGAGGUCCUGGAUGGCAGGAAGCUUGGCCCCAGUGAUGUACUGGGCCGUACGCACUACCCUCUGUAGCGUCUUGCGGUCGGAGGCCGAGCAGUUGCCGUACCAGGCGGUGAUGUAAGUCGCUCUGGAUAAGAGCGUCUGCUAAAUGACUAAAAAUGUAAAAAUGUAAAUGAUGCAACCAGUCAGGAUGCUCUCGAUGGUGCAGCUGUAGAACGUUUUGAGGAUCUGAGGACCCAUGCCAAAUCUUCUCAGUCUCCUGAGGGGGAAAAGGUGUUGUCAUGCCUUCUUCACGACAGUCUUGUUGUGUUUGGACCAUGACAGUUUGUUGGUGAUGUGAACACCAAGGAACUUGAAGCUCUCAACCUGCUCCACUACAGCCCUGUCGAUGAGAAUGGGGGCGUGCUCGGCCCGCCUUUUCCUGUAGUCCAAGAUCAUCUCCUUUGUCUUGAUCACGUUGAGGGAGAGGUUGUUAUCCUGGCACCACACUGCCAGGUCUCUGACCUACUCCCUAUAGGCUUUCUCAUCGUUGUCGGUGAUCAGGCCUACCACUGUUGUGUCGUUGGCAAACUUAAUGAUGGUGUUUGAGUCGUGCUUGGCCACGCAGUCAUGUUGAACAGGGAGUACAUGAGGGGACUAAGCACGCACCCCUGAGGUGCCCCUGUGUUGAGGAUCAGCGUGGCAGAUGUGUUGUUACCUACCCUUACCACCUGGGGGCGGCCCGUCAGGAAGUCCAGGAUCCAGUUGCAGAGGGAGGUGUUUAGUCCCAGGGUCCAUAGCUUAGUGAUGAGCUUUGAGGGCACUAUGGUGUUGAACGCUGAGCUGUAGUCAAUGAACAGCAUUCUCACAUAGGUGUUCCUUUUGUCCAGGUGGGAAAAGGCAGAAGAAAUGUUUAGAAACAUAUUCUGUUCUUAUUUACAAUAAAAGUGACUCUAAAAUGACACAAUACAUUAUUUACCAUUAAUUUCUAUUGGGCACAAAAUAAUCUGCAAAUGCAUCCAACAAGUUUGUAGAGUCACACGCUUGAUGUAGUCAUUGCAUGUUAACAAUAUGGGACCGAAUCCUAAACUUUUGAUACUUUAUUUAUUUUUUGUGUUUUUAUUACUAGUUGAAUAAACAAUUAUUUCUCAGAGCAAUUGUACUAGUAUACAAUAAUAUAAUUAUUUUUUACAAUUUUUAUAAUAUACACAGAGUGUACAAAACAUUAGGAACACCUUCCUAAUAUUUAGUUGCACCCCCCCUCUUUUGCCCUCAGAACAGCCUCAAUUAGUCGGGGCAUAGACUCUACAAGGUGUCAAAAGCGUUCCACAGGGAUGCUGGCCCAUGUUCACUCCAAUGCUUCCCACAGUUGUCAAGUUGGCUGGAUGUCGUUUGGGUGGUGGACCAUUCUUGAUACACACAGGAAACUGUUGAGUGUGAAACUCAGCAGCAUUGUAGUUCUUGACACACUCAAACCGGUGCGCCUGGCACCUACUACCAUACCCCGUUCAAAGGCACUUAAAUAUUUAUUAGUUCCCAUUCACCCUCUGAAUGGCACGUAUACACAAUCCAUGUCUCAAGGGUUAAAAAUAAUUUGUUAACCUGUCUCCCCUUCAUCUACACUGAUUUUAAAGUGGAUUUAACAAGUGACAUCAGUAAGGCAUCAUAGCUUUCACCUGGAUUCACCUGGUCAGUCUGUCAUGAAAAGAGCAGGUGUUCAUAAUGUUUUGUUUUGUCAUUAUUGCUCAUCUUUAUCAAGGUGUCAAUCAUUUCGGACCCCACUGUAUCUAGAAUUAAAGCAUUUGUGCAUUAUUUAUUAUUUAAAUGCAAUUCUGAGAGAGAAUAUUGGUGCAGAGCAGUUAGCUUGGACCCAGAUCUAUUUGUGCAGUAUACCCAACUCAAGACAGCACAAACAGAUCUGGGACCAGGCUACAGAGUAGUAACUUUAGUUUCUAUGUAUUUGAAGGUACUGGAUGCUGGACGUAGCCAAGGUGUAUGCUAGUGGCUCCAACGCCUGGGACACAGCAGUGCGUGACGCCUCAGAGGAGUACAAAAACAGAAUGGUAAGGAAAUGUGGUGGGAUUCUAGGUAUCAUAGAUGCCAUCUCCUGCUGUUGUGCAGGAGUGCUUAACCCCUAAACUGUUCCAGGGGUGCCGUUGAUUAUACUUCUCUCUCUCUCCAGCACAACCUCUGCUGUGACAACUGUCACUCCCAUGUGGCCAUGGCUCUGAACCUGAUGCGUUACGAGAAUAAGACCUCGUGGAACAUGAUCAAUCUCUGUCUGCUCUCCCUAGUCCACGGCAAACAUGUCAGGUACUGAGAUACUGCUGCAAAAUAGUUCCGGUCAAAAGAAUCUCCUGCAUUUGCAUUGAUGUUAAGAAUUACCACAGUGUGACUGAACUUUUUUAGAGCCAGAACUGUAUCUUACUUAUGCUCCACAAAGCCAUGCGAGGUAGGGCUGGAUAAUGGGUAUGUGUACUCUCUGGGUCCCAGGGCCAGGCUGGAUCUUAGAGGUUGCCAUGGCGACCACCUGAGCCUCUGUGUAAUUGAUUACAUGCGUGCGAUCUCAAGCGUGUGCUGUCAAGACACUCUCUUAUCUCUCUCCUUCCCCUUUUCUUUGCUCCCCGUCUGUAUUGCCCACUCUCUUUGCCCUCCCCUCUCUGUCUCUCUGUGUUUCCCCUUUCCAGCUGUGCAGGGUUCCUGAAGACCUGGCUUCCCUUCCUCAUGUUGCUGGGUAUUAUCCUGACUGUGGCUCUGACCAUUAACCUGCGGUGA